GGCAUUUUCUAACACUAGAAUCAUCUAAAACAUUGCCAUCCAUAAUAACACGGUACCUAAUGCCAUAUUAUGCUGUAGCCAGUGGCUUUGAAACAGGUGUUUUCAGGCAUUGGACCCAAGUCAAGCCACUCGUGGAUGGCUACAGCAAACCAGUCUUCAAGAAGUUCAAUGAUGAGGAAUCAGCAAAGCAGUUUAUCAGGAACAAUUCAAUGUCUUCACGAGUUGUUCAGACACGAAGAUAUGGCACUUUAGGUCGUGUAGAAAGUGGUACGGUGAGCUCAUCAGUUUCUACUACGAAGAAGAAUUCUACCUGUACUCCAUUGCAAGUAGAAAUGAAGUUGAAUAGUCUCAACAUGUCUUACAAUUUUGAAGACUGGAGGACUGUAGAACAAGAAAUCAAGUGGGAAAAUCACCUCAUUCUGUCUGAUCAAAAAAUCGAAAUAUACUGUGACGGUGCUGCCAAAAAUAAUGGGAAGUCCAAUGCCUUGGCUGGGUAUGGCGUUUAUAUCAAGGAUCUUUCCCCAAAAGGAAUAUCUGUGGCUUACGACCAGAUCCUGAUCGAUAAAUUAAAGCCCACUAACCAAUUUAUGGAACUCUACGCCAUCAGGCAUGCACUUAUGAUCAUUUUUUCAAGUCUUGAACAUUGUAAACGAUAUGAAGGCAAGACCCUGAUUAAAAUAUUAACUGAUUCUCAGUUUUCCAUCAAUUGCUUAACCGUUUGGUACAAAAACUGGGAAAGUAACGGCUGGGUUAAUACCGCUGGACGUCCGGUCAUCCAUCAACAAUGUGUUCGAGAUUGCCUCAAGCUCAUAGAUUCCAUUAAAGAUUCGGUGAUUUUAUCAAUUGAAUAUGUUCCAGGACACAGUGGAUUUUUGGGCAAUGAGGUUGCUGACAGGUUGGCCAAUAUUGCUUGUGAUUCAAUGCUGAGCCGUAUUUGUUGAACAAAAUACCCUAUUUAUAGUUUUUAAUGAUUAUUUAGCUUGUACAAAUUUCUGUAAUUGCAGAAUUCAUGCUGAUUAGUGCUCAAUUCAGUAUGCUUCGGUCUAUUAUCAUGAUCAUGUUGCUUUUGUCUACCGUGAAGAAGGCAAGUUAAAGUAGGUUCGGACCAAUGUAGGAAUAAGCAAGUGAACAGGCACGAGUUGUAAAGGAAACUAUGAUGUUGGGAAGCUCAAGUGCACAAGAUAAUGCUUCUAUUGUGGAUUGUAGAUUAUCAAACCAGCUGUUUGGUUUGAAGCUAAGAUUUUGGAUCUAUUCUUGUUUAUAAAUUUAAUUCCAAUUGAGUAU
This is a messenger RNA of Yamadazyma tenuis ATCC 10573, 1284 nucleotides long. Its product is annotated as ribonuclease H family protein. Lineage: Eukaryota; Fungi; Ascomycota; Pichiomycetes; Serinales; Debaryomycetaceae. Gene Ontology annotation, molecular function: RNA-DNA hybrid ribonuclease activity; magnesium ion binding; nucleic acid binding. The record is from RefSeq and is a predicted model, not a curated record. Gene Ontology annotation, biological process: DNA replication, removal of RNA primer.